CAGUCGCCUUGCCCUGCCUCGAGUCGGUCAGUGAAUGUGAGCUUGCCAGGCAGCUUUAGCAGCGGUUCUAUCUGGAUCCUCCACACAAGCUGUAACAGUUAGUCUACUAUUAAUUACAGAAACCUUUUUCUUCUUUUGGAAGACAUUUUUCAUCAUGGGCGACAAGAAAAGCCCAAGCAGGCCAAAAAGACAAGCCAAACCCACGGCAGACGACGGCUUUUGGGAUUGUAGUGUCUGCACCUUCAGAAACAGUGCCGAAGCCUUCAAAUGCAGCAUCUGUGAUGUGCGGAAGGGCACAUCGACAAGGAAGCCCAGGAUAAACUCGCAGCUGGUGGCCCAGCAGGUGGCGCAGCAGUACGCCACCCCCCCGCCCCUCAAAAAGGAAAAGAAGGAGAAGGCCGAGAGACCGGAGAAGGAGCGCGCGGACGGAGAGAGGCCCGACCCGGGCCGUCCCGAGGGAGAGGGGGUGCAGCCCGACAAGGACAGGCCCGAAAAGGAGAAACCGGACAGAGAGAAAGACAUCAGCCACCCAGUCGCCAAAAAACCCAGCAGCAAAAAGACCAAACCCAAGUCAGAUUUUCAUCAGAGUCCACCCGGCAGCAUUCAGUCAGCAAAUUCAACAAUCAAGACCAACAACUCCCACAUUUCGAGACCCAAGCUGAAGAACAUCGACCGGAGCACCGCGCAGCAGCUGGCCAUAACCGUGGGCAACGUGACGGUCAUCAUCACAGACUUUAAGGAGAAGACGCGCACCUCGUCCACGUCCUCGUCCACCGUCACGUCCAGCACGGGCUCGGAACAGCAGCACCAGAGCUCGGGCUCGGAGAGCAUGGACAAGGGCUCGUCCCGCGCCUCCACCCCAAAAGGAGACCUCUCCCUGGGGCACGACGAGUCCUUCUGAGCCCCGGACGCUCGGCCCACACGCUGGGAUCCCCCAGGGAAGGGGUUGAGUGGAACCCGCCCCCGUCCCACACCCCGCCCCCUCCUCCUCCUCCUCCUCCUCCUGACCCCGCCCCUCGUUCCCGCCCCUUCCCCGGCCUCGUCCCUGGAUUUGGAGGAUGCAGACAGAACACGGCUGCGCUCACGCCUCACCCACACAUCUGUCCUCACGGGACCUGCGCUCACGGGUGCGAGCAUGACGCUGGCAGGACAGCGGGGGCCUGUGGGAAUGGCGCCCCCUGGUGACACCAUGACACUUGUAUGUAUUCCAUUGUUUUAUAUGUGUAAGUGGAUGUGCGGCCUAAUCAAUUUUUUUUAUUUUGUAAAAUAUGCUGUGCAGUUUUCCACCUGCUUUUUAACAAUUCUGGCCCAUUUUCAUCCUUAUUUAUUGCUUGUUGCACCUGUACACAUUUAAAUAUUUCUUUUUGUCUUUCUUUUUAUUUCGUUCGGCUUCAUUCAACUUUUACUAAAUAGCAAGGCUUUCCUUCUUUCCUGUUGUUGUUAAAAAGUUGAAACGGCAGAAAUCUCAAACACUGGUGCUAGAUGGGGCUAUACUGUGAAUGGGCUUCAGCUCCGGGGUGGCUGUCCACUGAGAGGGACGGAGCGCUGAGAGACCCCUCUGCCCCGCGCGGUCUGCCGGGGCAGAGCGGCCGGGCGCCACGGUCCCGCGCGCGGCGUUCACAGGGGGGUGGGUUGGACUUUAAUUUGCCGCUAACGCUGCGCUAGCCCCGCUUGCAGGCGUCGGCCUGGCGACGCGCAGGAAAGAGAACACUAAUGUCCCCUCGGGUCCGCGGCCACGGCCGGCUUCACGAUCGGUGCUACAUGGGUCCUUUCAGAACAGAGGGAAAGGGAUACCACAACGUUCGGUUCCGCACGCUAGAACAAAACCAACGGACCCGGUCCAAUUCUGAGACCUGGGAGCCAAACUGCAGCCCUCGCUGCACUGGAUUCAGUUCUUUAUUUUAUCUUUAAACCGUUGGAAUUCUCUCUCCGAACUUAAAGAGUCAGUUUGCCCCUGAAGCGCGAAGGCCGAUGUACAGAUGUUUCUUUUGUGUUCUAACAGUGCUAAUGCAGCCGGACAUUUAAUGAAGAAUACUUUCAACCUGUGAUGGACAAAUGUAUUGAGACUCCAAUAUCUUAGUGAAGGGAACUAAAACGUAAUGAUUAUAACCUUAGUAACAGUACUAACGAUGAAGCGUUCUUCUCAGUGCCCAGUGCUCAGAUCGCAAACCUUGGACUGAUUUAACCAAAUAAAAACGGCUUUUCGUUCCCUAAAAUUUUAUUUUUUAUCUCCUCACUAUCUACCUUUGUAGGAAAUGGCAAGUUCUCUACAGUUCAGUUUCCUGUUAAAGUAGAGUAAGAUCAACACAUUUUGUUUUGAAUUGUACUAAACCUGUAUAAAGAAUAAAAAAUGUUUAUACAAUAUCUUAGUUUUAUUUAUUGAAGGACCAAAGGAAUUUGAUAUUGAUGAUAUGCUACAUAGACUAAUAACAAUUUUAAAAUGUUAUUAUAAAAUGUGUGAUAUAAAAUACAUUUUAAAUAAAGUCUAAUAUAAUCCA
Messenger RNA from Anguilla anguilla (European eel), 2498 nucleotides. It is a transcript of the gene rybpb, whose product is annotated as RING1 and YY1 binding protein b. Gene Ontology annotation, cellular component: nucleus. Gene Ontology annotation, biological process: positive regulation of DNA-templated transcription. The coding region runs from base 155 to 901 and encodes 248 amino acids. NCBI's taxonomy places the organism in Eukaryota, Metazoa, Chordata, Actinopteri, Anguilliformes, Anguillidae. Gene Ontology annotation, molecular function: DNA binding; transcription coregulator activity. The transcript is spliced from 5 exons. The record is from RefSeq and is a predicted model, not a curated record.